Penicillium griseofulvum is the source of this 1317-nucleotide messenger RNA. RefSeq names its product Zn(II)2Cys6 transcription factor domain-containing protein. Gene Ontology annotation, molecular function: zinc ion binding; DNA-binding transcription factor activity, RNA polymerase II-specific. The record is from RefSeq and is a predicted model, not a curated record. Bases 1 to 1317 code for a protein of 438 amino acids. Gene Ontology annotation, biological process: regulation of DNA-templated transcription. NCBI's taxonomy places the organism in Eukaryota, Fungi, Ascomycota, Eurotiomycetes, Eurotiales, Aspergillaceae. The transcript has 2 exons.
AUGCGCACAACCUGCAACGCCUGUCAGCAAGCGAAGAUACGAUGCAGCCACACAUACCCGUGCGAACGUUGCGAGAGUCACGGGUAUGAAUGCGUCUAUUCGAUCUCGCAGCCGUUGGGUCGGCCUGCCAAGAAGAAGAUGACUCGGCCGGCGACGGUGGCAGCAGGUGUAAAGACGCGCAGAGGGGAGGCGGAGGUAGGUGACCGUCCGACUCGGCGAAGUGCGGGGAGGGCACCGAGGCCAACCCCAGGAGGGAGGACGCUGAGGGCGCGCAGGGUCCCGACUCGGAUCCCGAAUUCAAGUAUAGCAACCGGCUCGGGUCCUAGGUCAGGGGAAGAGUCGCACAAAAGCGACUCCAGUGCCGGCACUGAAGUCACACCACCAGAGGAAGACUUUCAGUGGCCGAGUUUCACAGAGUUGUUCUCGGACGUUCCAGAAAACGGCACGAAUGGAGACCGGAUUCAGGGCCAGGUUUUCGUCAGCACAAACGAGGCCAAUAGCCAUGUCGAUCCAGGAUUCGCCAAUACAUGCCUGGACAGCUCGUUUGAACGAGCUGACGGAUUCGAGAGUUUUGGGGGUCCCCGUUUUCCUGAGCCGCGCGUUGACUAUUCCACACAGUGUUGUUCUCCCCAAAUCGGUUUGAUGGUCGACGAGCCACCCAUUGGAGCUGCGCCGGGCACCCAGUCUGCGUCACUCCUUCAGGGUGGUGCAAUCUACCCCUUUAGCCUCGCACCAAACGCAAUUCAGGUCUCAGGAACAGUGCAGGAUCCGGCUAGAAUCAUGGAAUUGCCCUCCAAUGAAAUCUGGCUGGAACCAUUCGACACUGAGUCCAGCCAAUCUCUUCCAGGAGAGAUUGACCUCGAGGCACUGCCGGAAGAUGCGUCUUCCCUUCACUGCAAUUGCUAUGCCCAGGCAUUCAGUGAAGUCGUUCGGUCGGAGGAGGUAAAGGGGGGAAACCAGAUAUUGCUCCACCUUGAAAGGGUGCAGCAACAGGGAGUGGUCAUCCUUCAAUGUCAAGCGUGCUUUGCUUCAACCGCCAGGGCUAACAUUCUCGGUUUAUUAGUCAUGGCGAUUGAGAAAGCGGCACGGGCGUUGAAGGUGAGGGUCAAAUUGGCCACUACCUCGGUGCAGGGGGGGCUUUAUUCCGUCUGGGGGGAGGAGGACAUCAGCCAGAUGCGCCGGUGCCUGUCUCAUCUGUCAAUUAUCGUCCGUUUUAUCCACCAAGAUCUCGAGUGCUCCUCGUCUUCGAGGUGGCAUCUGGUAAUAGCCGACGAGACAGAUCGACGGCUGCAGUCGGUUACUCGAAUCUUCGAGUGA